AAUUAACUUACGUUGUACUGUUGUUGUUUUGUUUUGUAAGCCGGUCAAAAGUGAAAAUAAUACGAGGUUUUUGACGUUUUCUUGGUCGAUUGAAGAAUGAGCCAAAGCUAUAAAUGUUUUAAAGAAAGGAAGUCUUUCGGUAAGUCAAUUUAUCGAUUUUCUCAGCUGUCAAUAUGCUGUUAGAUUCUAAAUUAUUGUCGCUUUUUCGACCGAUUUCUUAAAAAUUUGUGAAAACGCAGAUCAAAUUUCGGUUCAAAUGAUGUAAUAAUAUCUUGUCUUUUAGCGGCAAGAAAACGUGAUUCUGAAGGAAUCACGAAGCAGUAUCCAGACAAAAUACCAGUGAGUAUUAAAUUUAUUUUAACGGUGUGUAAAAUGACAUGAUUUUGACAAAAAUAUAUAUGUAUACAUCUUGCAUUGUUUACGUUUUUGCUGGCCUGUGAUGUUUCGAUUAUUAAAAGACAAUAUAAAUUUAUGUAAUCUAUUGUUGCUUCACAAUGCUGUAUAUUACAUGAAUAUACGAAGCCUUUUGGGUCCUUUUAAAAACUUGCCUUUCAGAAAAGCGUGAACAAGGCUAUAUUUCAUUUUGGAUUCUAAUUUUCAAUUUUAUAUCAUAAUACCGACAUUUACGUACGUGUAGUAAUCAAUUAUGUCAUAGUUGUAGCAAUGUAUUAACUAGUUAUUAGAUGUUAUUAAAUAUUAAGUAAUACUAUUCUAUUGUUGGAUAAAGAUCUAGUUCUUGUAUUAUGGUAUAACUCCGCCAACUUGAACUAAAUUUAAUUUCGCCUGAGUUUGACCCUUGAUUUUUCCAGUAAUUUACUCCAGUUAACUUGAAAUCACUUAACUGGAACAAAUUUAAUUUUCCCCUUAUUCACUUUCCCAUUAUGACUUAUUUAUCAUUUAGUAUAAUAAACGAAAUCUGGCAAAGACCCUGUUCUUGAACCCCUGCUAACUUGAACCCCUGCUAACUGAAACAAUUUUUUGAACAAUUAUUGUAUUAUAAUAAUAAAUCUAUGAAGCAUAUUUUGAAUUUUAAAAUAAUAUUUUGUAACUCAAUGACCCAAAUGACUAUCAACAUACAAUCUCAAACUCAAUAAUUCAUGAGUAAAUUAGCGAACCAUGUUGCCUUAUUUUGCCCACAUGUAAUACUGGAUACCUGAGGCCAGUUGUUCAAAGCUGGGUUAGCUUAACCCUAGGUUAACCUAAUAUUCGAAGCAAACUUCCUGACAGCUUGUCUAUAAAUUUGGAAAUAUUUCUUCAGAGAUCUUGUCUAGAUCGAUGGGAGUUCACUUCUCUGACGUUGUGAGAUAAACAGACGUGCAGAACUACACAAACCAAAACAGCAGGUUAAAUUUUAACCCUGCAGGGUUAGCGCUAACCCACCUUUGAACAACCGGCCCCUGGUGAAGUAAAUAGUUAAUUCAGUCCUUGGACUGGAUCCAAAUUAAUUAAGUAGUGAUUUAUUCGCAUGAGAUGUCAUUUCGAAUCCUCCAAAUCGGACUGGACUAGAUUUUAAGUCCUCACAUUUUGAUCCAGUCCUAGGCUUCGCCUCGGACUUGAUCAAUUUUCGCGGACUUGAAAUCUAGUCCAGUCCUCAUAGUCAGAUUUGAAAUAUUACGACAUAUUAAUUCAAAGUUAUUAGUGUUAUUAAUGUAUAUAGUAAGCAUACUAGAGUAAGCACUCUCCAGACUCUUGACGAGUAAAAUUGUCUGAUGUUAGACAGAGUAAAAUAGUAUAAUAGGGCACAUCAGGGUACAAUGCCAUUAAGAUUGAUGUUCAGGAUGCAUGGUCCAAUAGUUUGAUUAACCCAUUGAGUAGCAGAACUCCCCCUUAAUGAGUAAAAUUGUCUGUCAUUAGACAGAGUAAUAUAAUAAAGGGCACAUCAGCCAUGGAUUUCCACUUAAAGAGUUAAUCAUACAGGGCCUGAAAUUUGCAGUAUGCCGAUAUCCAUGGGAUACUAAAGUUUGGUUUUGGAUAACCAAACUGUGUUCAAUGACAGCCUCCUGAUAGCUUGGGCCAUUCCAUUAAAUAUAGGCAUUAUUGAGGGUCCCUUCAUAAUCUCCUUAGGAUAUAAAAAUUUUAGAACCCCCUUGGAUGCAAUUUUUGGAAGUUACCCCAUGGAUAUCUUUAUACCCCUUUAGGAUAUCGUUUAAAAUUGCCCCCUUGGAUAUCACUAAAACCCCUAAUUUUUGCUAUUUUUUUUGAAAAUUUCUUAAGCUACCCUCUAGGAAAAUUUAAGGUAAAAGCCCCCUCCCCCCCAUAGGAUAUACAGACCCCUCAAUAGGGGGGAGGGGGGGUUGCCUAUAUUAAAUGGAAUGGCCCCUUUUGAAUACUAUACUAUGAAUUUGCCACCCAAGCCUUUCUUUGUAUUAUGUGAAUUUUUGUGUAUUAAUGAUUUGUUUAGACUCUAGGUGUUCACUGUUGAAUCUCCUGUUGUCAUUGUUAUAUGUAACAGUGAGAGUUAUUGGAUGGGACAGGAUAUACUACUUUUGGUAAUCAGUAUCCAGAUUAAUAUAAGAUUAGCCGCACUCAACUCAGAGUUAUACGAAUUUUCUACUAAAAUUUUCUAGUAUGAGUCAGGUGAAUAUGUUGGGAUUCUAUAAAUUUCAUACCCUGAAUUUAAUCAUUUUGCAGGUGAUUGUUGAGAGGUAUGGAUCAGAAAAAAGCUUGCCAAUUCUGGACAAAAUUAAAUACUUGGUCCCUGCUGAUCUGACCAUGAGCAAUCUGGCAAGCAUUAUAAGGUGGGUAAUUACUCUGCUGUAAUAAAAGGAAAAAUGAAUCUAAGCUAAAAAAAUUUAGAACCACUGAGUAUUUUAACAAAAUUCCUAAAAAGUGUAACAGUUUAAUAGCGAACGUUUCGUUGUUUACAAUACUUGUAGCAUCUUCAGAGCAAUCUAAAUGAAUUUACAGGGUAUGGUAUAAUAUUUACAAAAUAAUGGUUUAAUAUUACAAAAACGGUUACUUAAGUUUGAAAGAACAAAUGAAUAGAAAGAAAGGAAAACAACUUAUCAGUAACUAGUUAAUAAGUAAAGAUUAAUGUUAAGUCAGGGGUCGAAAUUUAAUUUUUUUGUACUAUACAGCCGGAAUAGUACUGUAGAUUUUUAUAUUUACUAUUCCGUCUGAAGAUCCACUAUUCCUUAAUGUACUGUUUCUGAUUUUCAUAAAAUCAUCCUUGAGACUCCUAAAGUGAACUGAAUAAUUGAAUAACAAAAAAUAAACAUGUACAGUUCAUUGCUCUGUACAGUGAUGAACAAAUUAUUAAAUAAUAAUAAAAACCAAAGUUCAAACGCUGAAAUGAACUUACGAACUUUGUUGCGAAGUUCGCGCCCAAUUUCCGAACUUGGAAACGUAAUUGGCAAGUUCGCAACGAACUUUGGAACCGCGCGUUGAAAAGUGACUUGAAAACGACAAUAAUAUUGCUGCAAAGAAAUUAGAAUACGAAAGUAUUGCAAGCGAACAAGAACUUAGCUACGAAGUGGAACAGUGGCUCAAAGUCCGGUAUAAAGUGAUUUUUUAUAUAAAGAUCAGGUAAACCCUUGCUUGUCGAUAUUCGGUACCACAAUUUUUUCUAUAUUAUACAAACGGAAUACUGUGAUCAUGAAGUUUACUAUUCCGUCAUGCAUUUUAGUAUAUUCGGAAUAGCGGGAAUUUCGACCCCUGUAAGUGCAUGGUUAGUAUAGUUAAGGUUAAUAUUACCCCUCAAAAUAACUCAAGAGGGGUAGAUCUAAUAUUAGCAUUAAGGACAGAGUUAAGUUGAGAAAUUAGUAAGCUUUCACAGAUAAGAAGAUCCCACUCAUGCAGAAGUGCCUGAUGAUAUGAUUUUGAAAUCAGAAGCGGAGACUGGGUGUUUUUGCAUGUGUUUGUGAGCGAGUAUACUAGACAUGGUUGAGAUAGAGCGUUCUUUUCCAGUCAAAAACGAGACUCCCGUAUGCUCUGAGAUACGUGUGUGAAUGUGUGGGCGUGUUUGGCCAACAUACAACAUACCUGGAGAUUUUAUUUUUGUGGAAGUAGCCAAUCUUCAAAUGGAGCUAGGCUAUAUCAGAGGACAGGGAGGAUUGCAGGCUCAGGGUUCGAGAUUGGGCUAUAUAUGCCACAUUCUCGUACCCAGAGUCCGUCUUACACGCGGUCAACAGAGCAUGACGAGGGGUACGAGAAUGGUUUGCGCCGCAACCGCAAAUCAAAAUUAUUCUGAACGAGAACAAAAUGAUUCUUGGAGUUAGCCAGUAACUCCAGGCUUAGUGAUACCUAGUUUUUUCAUGGUUUUUGGAGUUAUACUUGGCUCCAAAUGAUUUUUGGAGUUAGCCAGUAACUCCUGCUUAGAUACCUCGCUUUUUCAUGAUUUCAUGAUUUCAUUUUGCUUUAUACUUAGCUCCAAAUGAUUGUUGGAGCUACAAUCUUUGACUUUAUAGAUUGGGACAGACAAUAUAGAUUGGGACAAUCUAGUUUUCACAUGCAUUCGGUUGCAAUAUACCAUUUCCUGAUACAUAUUUUCCACCCUCCCUCCCCCACCCGUUUCAAUGUUGGCGCCGCGCAUCCAGACAUCAGAUUUUUGUUGGCCCAACAUUGAACUGGGGGAACGGGGGGGGGUGCUAUUCCUUUCAAAUUAUAUGAAAUUACAGCAGCUGUCCCAUAGUUUCUGGCAAAGAUUGUAGUUAGCCAGUGACUCCACAAUUCAUAUUUCAACUCAGUUAGUUUUGAAUUACACAAGUUACUCAGGUGUACGUUUUGGUUUGGAGUUAGCCCUUUACACUUUGGAGGUAUAGCGUCACUCCAUUGCUUCCUACUUUCUGAAGCCAUGACAUACAAUGCGCCACUAAAUUAUCUAUUUGUUAACUAUUUCAUAUAUAGAAAACGGCUCCAACUGAGCCCCACCCAAGCCUUCUACUUGAUGGUGAACGAACGAAACAUGGUGAGCAAUAGUCUCACCAUUGGCGAGCUGUACAGGGAGGAAAAACACGAAGAUGGAUUCCUGUACAUGGUAUACGCCUCGCAGGAAUCAUUUGGUUGAAAAAUUAAAUCAUUCUCAUCCUAUAUCGCUCAGCAGGGUAUAUUACAUAACAUACGCUGAGAUCUUAUGGAAACCGAAUCUCGACAGUGACCUAUAGUGGCUUGUAGAACGACUUUGGUUUAUAACUUGUAAAAUAUAAAUGUGUUCACUCAUGUAUAGUAAAUUGUAUACUUGAAAUAUUUUAAUUUUUGUUUAAUUGGAUUUUGUGGGAUUUUACAUUAAUAUUGAGUAAAGCAAGAGAAUAUAUGUGUUUAAAAAAUUAUGUCCAGAUGCAAUGCUGUCGUCUCGUUUGAUCAAAACGAAUGCAAAUUCUGGAAAUAUUCUAAUUUUUUAUUUUGACUAGCACACGUAAGGAGACGCAAGUUGUAACAAGGUUGUUGUCAAGCCGAUAUCAUGCAGGAUGUGUUCGCACUGUUUGUUCCCAGUUGGUAUCAUCUAGCUUGUUACAAAGUUGAUGACGGUAACAGACUUGCCACAAGUUGUUCCAACAAGACUAAUACAGGCUGUUCGUAACAAGUUGCCACGAGCUUGUUGUCAUCAACUUGUUAACAACUUGUUACGUGCAGACGAUAUCAGACUUGUUGGAACAACUUGUUGCGAGCAUAUAUUAUACUAGAUAGUGCAUCUAAUUAUUCUGCAAUUCAAAAAUUGAAGCCGUGAUUGCAGACUCAGGAUAUUCGCAUGAAAUGAGAAGAUUCGUAUGUUUUCUAUUUCUUAAACAGGGAACUUAAACAUUAAGUUAAACCUAUUUCAAAU
Messenger RNA from Paramuricea clavata, 5761 nucleotides. The record is from the annotation of a GenBank genome assembly. NCBI's taxonomy places the organism in Eukaryota, Metazoa, Cnidaria, Anthozoa, Malacalcyonacea, Plexauridae.